Aphanomyces astaci is the source of this 638-nucleotide messenger RNA. RefSeq lists its product as hypothetical. NCBI's taxonomy places the organism in Eukaryota, Oomycota, Saprolegniomycetes, Saprolegniales, Verrucalvaceae. Bases 17 to 595 code for a protein of 192 amino acids. The transcript has a single exon. Gene Ontology annotation, cellular component: preribosome, large subunit precursor. Gene Ontology annotation, biological process: ribosomal large subunit assembly. The record is from RefSeq and is a predicted model, not a curated record.
UAAGACUCGAAUUCAAAUGGCUGGGUACGACGAACUCAUCCGACGCCUGGGCGAGACGCCUUUGAACGAAGGCUCGGCGCUGGCCAACCUUGAGAACGUCGACCAACUAGCUCGCGGCACCGAUCCUGAAGAUGCGACGGUUAUCCUGGAAGAGGCUGUGGAGAAGACCCUGCGGUGCGCGGACCUCCUCGACAAAGCGAUCCGUCUGUCACACAAAUUCAACCACAGCAUGCACGACAAUGCAGAGGACAUUCACGGCGACGCGUAUGCCUCAGCCGUGCGAGAACUGAUUGCCGCAGACGAGAGCGUGGACGCUGUUGCCCAAAAGUCCCAGGCGUUUCACGACGCGAGCAAGGCCAGCCGCGCGCUGCUGGCGCACGCCGACCCGAACGUCGCAAGCAGCAACGACGAUGCGUUCCACGACUUGUAUUUAGAGGAGUUUGCGACAGUGUUUGGCGACGAAUUGGACCGGUUCCGUCAAGACGACACGUUUGAGGCCAAGGACGUGAGUUACUUGAUCUCGUGCAUAAAGGGUGGCGCCGACGUGUACUCGCCACUGGAAAAAGCGCUGUUUCUAGCCCCUCAUUCGACUUAACAACACAAUAAUUCCAAUAUAGUGUACAUGCAUGGGACUUGCA